Entrophospora candida is the source of this 993-nucleotide messenger RNA. NCBI's taxonomy places the organism in Eukaryota, Fungi, Glomeromycota, Glomeromycetes, Entrophosporales, Entrophosporaceae. The record is from the annotation of a GenBank genome assembly.
AUGGCGUACAGAAUUACACCAAAAUUACAGGAGAAGAUCAACCAUUAUGCAAAGUUUCCUCAAACUGGAGUGUCGUUAAGACAGAUGGUUAUGUUUGGUCAAAACCCUUCUCAAGGAACCUUAUUUAGAGCUAGUCAAUUUUUGUCAGAUGAAUUACCAAUUAGAUUGGCACGUAGAGUUAAAGAGUUAGAUGAUUUACCUCAUCAUCUUAAAUUACCGCAAAAUAUUAAAGAUAUGCUUGCGCCUAAUUCAGGUGAACAAACCAAAUUACCUGAAAAUACCCCUAAUCUAUCAUUAAAACCACCAAUAACAUCAUCAUCGUCAACUACAAUAACACCAAGCAUAAAUACAGUCAUACCACUUGAACAUAGGAAUAAUCGAAUACAAAGUCAACAUGUAGCACUAAACCGACUACCAUCAAGAUCAGAUUAUGUAGGUAUAAUUUGUACCAAAACAAAUAUAGGACAAGCUGUUCAAGAGGCUGCUGAUAAUGCAAAAUUUAUCUGUGAAGAGUAUUAUGGACUAUUUAAUGCGCCUGAAAUUCAAUUGUACUGUCCUGAUGAUUUGAACUUUACCUAUAUACCGACUCAUUUGAGUCAUAUGCUUUUUGAAUUAUUGAAAAACAGUUUACGUGCUGUGGUUGAGUUUUCAGGUGAUGAUGCAGAUGAAUAUCCACCAAUCAAAAUUAUUGUUUCAAAAGGACAAGAGGAUAUCACUAUAAAGAUAUCAGAUGAAGGCGGUGGCAUUCCAAGAAGUAGUAUUCCUUUAGUUUGGACCUAUAUGUACACGACAGCACAAGCAAAAGCAUUAGAUCCAGAUUUUAAUCAAAAGGAAUUUAGAGCACCAAUGGCCGGAUAUGGUUAUGGAUUACCAAUUAGCAGACUGUAUGCAAGAUAUUUUGGUGGUGAUUUAAAGCUGAUUUCAAUGGAAGGAGUGGGUGAAAAUGAAGAAUAUCACGAGUUGGAUUUAAGAAGAAAAAUGGACUUUUGGUGA